AAAUACUAAAGGCCAAAAGAAGUAUGGAGAAGGAUAGGGACGCUGAGUCUCAGGAGGAAAGUAUGGAAUUCACACCAACACAGGAUGAGCUAAAAUGGCUUGAAGGGGGUAUGGUGGCCAUUAUGAAAUCCCUACCAUUAAUAAACGAUAUUCAACAGAGAAUUGAUGUGGAUGGUGGGUUGAUUACUGUAUCACCAAUAGGUGGAAGAAGAGUGUUGCUAACGGAAAAAGAACCAGGGUAUUUGAUUGAGUUUAUGAAUCUCAACAAAGAGUUGUUUGAUUUGUGGUUUGUAGACAUUAAACCAUGGGACAAGGAAGUUCAGGAACGAAGCAGAUUAGUAUGGCUUCGUAUAUCUGGGAUUCCAUUGAAGGCAUGGACUGACAGAUGCUUUAAAAUGAUUGGAGAAUCAAUGGGUGAGGUCGUGAUGAUUCAUGGUGACAUAAAGACGAAGUCAAUCUUGUGUGAGGGGAGAAUAUUAGUUAUAUGUUUUGCAGAGCAUAAGAUCGUUAAACAAGUCUCACUGAAGGUGGAAGAACAGAUGUAUGAAAUACAGGUGAUUGAGGAAGAAUGGCGCUCCGACCUAGACUGGUGGCUCUCAGAUGAUGACUGAAGCUUGGGUAGUGUAUUGAAGAGAAAGGAAGUGGGUAAACUAGUGAGAAUAGAACAACCGGAUUUCCUAUUUUUGCAAGAGACUAAGCUAGAAACAGGGGAUGAUGAUUUAUGCAGAACGAUGUGGAAUUCAAAUGAGAUUGACUGGGUGAUGAAGGAAUCGAUAAGAGCUUUGGGUGGCUUGUUAUGUAUCUGGAAUAAGAAGAAUUUUGCUAAGACAAAAGAUUUUACGGGUGAUGGUUAUCUGAGAAUAACAGGGGAGUGGGGACUAGAUAAGGUGAAAUGUAAUCUAGGGAAUGUGUAUGGCCCAAAUGAUAGACAGAAAAAGUUAAAGUUGUGGGAUGAGUUAGAGCACAUGAUUAUAGAAGAAGGAGGGAGAUGGUUGAUAGCGGGAGACUUUAAAGCCGUUAGAUGUCUUGAAGAAAGAAGGGGAAGAAUUGGAGAGAGCCCAAAUAUGAAGAAAUUUGAUGAAUUUAUCCUGGCAGCAGGUUUAGUUGAUAUUAAAAUGGUUAAUAGGCGCUUUACAUGGUAUAGGCCAGAUGGUACAGCCAUGAGCAGACUUGAUAGAUUUUUGAUGAAUGCAGAGAUGUGCAGUAUGGGUGGAAAUUGGGUGCAACAGGGCUUGAAACGUAGAGCAUAUGAUAUGAAGAAUGCGGAGACUGAUCUGGACGAAUUCGAGAUUAUUCAAAGACAGGAAGGCUUAUUGCGUGAUGGUUGUUGGGUGGAAGAACCAGAACAAGUUAAGAAGGAGGUGUAUAAUUAUUUCAACAAGUUAUUUCAAGGAGACACAUGGAAUAGACCAAAGCCUUGCGGGGUUAGCUUCAAACAGAUUUUUGCAGAGGAAAAACAAUGGCUUGAACGACCAUUCUCCAUUGAAGAAAUUGAGGAAGGGUUACGAAGCUGUGAAGGAUCUAAAGCUCCGGGACCGGACGGGUACAACUUUAAUUUUCUUAAAUUUGCUUGGGAUAAUUUAAAGGAAGAUUUUAUGAGUUUCUUUGCAGAGUUUCACAAGAAUGGUAGAUUAGUUAGUGGGCUGAAUUCAUCUUUCUUAGCUCUAAUUCCUAAGAAGUUUAAUUCUAUGGAAUUAAAGGAUUAUAGACCCAUUAGCUUGAUCGAGUGUGUUUACAAAUUGUUAACAAAAGUGUUGGCCAAUAGAAUUAAGGCCGUGAUGCCGGGGAUUAUCAGUGAAACUCAAUCUACUUUCUUGAGAGGACAUCAAUUAGUUGAUGGAGUAUUAGUGUUGAAUGAGGUUGUGGAGGAAGUUAAGAGAAGGAAGCAGUCGGCUUUUGUUUUCAAGGCUGAUUUCGCGAAGGCAUAUGAUUGUGUGGAUUGGUCAUUUUUUGAAUGGAUGAUGGAUCGCUUGGGUUUUGGAAUCAAAUGGAGAGGUUGGAUUAUGGAAUGCUUGUCGACUUCUAAGAUUUUAGUUCUAGUUAAUGGAAGCCCGACAGAGGAGUUCAAGGUUGGAAAGGGAUUAUGACAAGGGGAUCCUUUAUCCCCAUUCUUAUUCUUGAUGAUUGGAGAGGGAUUAAAUGGAUUGGUUCAGAAAGCAGUGUUGGAGGGUAUGUUUUGAGGUAUAGAGAUUGGCAGGAAGGGGUUAACAGUUUCUCUACUUCAAUUUGCGGAUGACACAGUCAUUAUGGGAAAGGCUGACAUAGAGAAUAUAAUCAUGGUUAAAAC
Messenger RNA from Rubroshorea leprosula, 2287 nucleotides. The record is from the annotation of a GenBank genome assembly. NCBI's taxonomy places the organism in Eukaryota, Viridiplantae, Streptophyta, Magnoliopsida, Malvales, Dipterocarpaceae.